AUGAAGUGGUUGUGCUCCACCGCGCUGAUCUCGCUUUUUGCGACGACAGCAACGAGUUGGCCUUAUGACGAGAACUUCCUUGACUACAACCUGAACACAAACAAGCAAGCAACAAAUCCCGCAGAAUAUGAUGGAACGUGGGAUGGCCACGAAGGGAAAUAUAAUCCUUCUCCCGAUAACUGGCGUUUCCCGUUCUAUACUCUGUUCUUGGAUCGGUUUGUCAACGGCAAUCCUGAGAACGAUAACAUUAACGGCACCUUGUUCGAGCAUGACCUGAAUUCGAACCAAAUGCGCCAUGGUGGUGAUGUGGCCGGUUUGGUUGACACUCUGGAUUAUCUCCAGGGAAUGGGCAUUAAGGGUAUCUACAUCGCCGGAACUUCUCUUAUGAACCAGCCUUGGGGAUUUGACGGUUAUUCCGCCUUGGACACAACACUUCUGGAUCAGCACUAUGCUACAAUCUCGGAAUGGCGCGACGCCAUCACGGAAAUCCACAAACGCGGCAUGUACGUGUUGUUCGACAACACCAUCGCUACAAUGGGUGAUCUGAUCGGAUUCGAAGGACACCUCAACAGCACGACUCCAUUUUCCGAAAAGGAAUGGAAAGUCCAGUGGAAGACCAAUCGCCGUUACGUUGACUUCGAUGUCGGAAACGACUACAAUGCCUCUUGCGACUACCCCCGGUUCUGGUAUGAGAAUGGAGAACCCGUCAAUGAAUCUAUGACUGCCGGAUUGGUUGGUUGUUACAACAGUGACUUUGACCAGUACGGCGAUAUUGAAGCCUUUGGUGUUUGGCCCGAUUGGAAGCGCCAGCUGGCCAAGUUCGCCUCAGUUCAAGAUCGUCUCCGCGAAUGGCAUCCUUCUGUUCGCGAACGUCUGAUCCGUCACUCUUGCAUGGUCAUCAAGUCUCUUGACAUUGACGGUUUCCGUUACGAUAAGGCUACUCAAGCCACCGUGGAUGCUCUCGGCGAUAUGUCUGAGGCUUACCGAGAGUGUGCCCGCGAUGUCGGCAAGCAGAACUUCUUUAUUGCUGGUGAAAUUACUGGUGGCGAUACUUUCGGUUCCAUUUACCUUGGCCGUGGUAGACAGCCUAACCAAAACGCUUCUGACUCACUGGCUACUAUGAAGUUGACAAAUGAGUCUGAUCCGCAAUUCUUUUUGCGUGAGGUCGGCAAGGAAGCUAUUGACGGUGCUGCUUUCCACUACUCGACGUAUCGUACCCUGACUCGCUUCCUUGGUAUGGAUGGACAGCUUUCAGCUGGAUAUGAUGUGCCUGAGGACUGGGUCGAUGGGUGGAACACGAUGUUGAAAACGAACGACCUGAUCAACGCGAACACCGGUAAAUUCGAUCCUCGACACAUGUUUGGUGCUACCAACCAGGAUGUCUUCCGCUGGCCGGCAAUUCAAUGGGGUGUCGAGAGGCAACUGUUGGGCUCUUUUAUUACCACCUUGCUUCUUCCCGGCAUCCCGCUUCUGCUCUGGGGUGAAGAGCAAGCCUUUUACGUCCUCGAUGCGACCGCGUCUAACUACAUCUACGGACGCCAAGCGAUGUCAGCAGCGACAGCCUGGAAGACCCAUGGCUGCUUCGCAUUGGACUCAUCGCAAUAUUACCAGUGGCCCCUCGAGAAAGCUCGGCAUGGCUGCGAGGACGAUGCUGUCGCUUACGACCACCGCGACCCAUCUCAUCCUCUGCGCAACAUCUUCAAGCACAUGUUUCAAAUGCGUGAAAAUUUCCCGGUGUUGAAUGACGGUUAUACCAUCUCCCACCUCUCAAAGCAGACGGAAGAGGUCCUGUACCCUGGUUCCAACACUACAACAACCGAGACCGGAAUGUGGUCUACUCUUCGCGAUGCCAACAGUGAGGUGCAGAACCUAACCGAUAGCCAAUCGAUUUGGUUCAUCUACCAGAAUGUCAACCGAACAAUGCACUGGACAUUUGACUGCAGCAGCACCGAUACGGAAAAGACAUUGAUUGCUCCUUUCGCAUCAAAAACCAAAGUCAAGAAUCUGUUUUAUCCCUACGACGAGCUGACCCUGGAAGAAGGAUCAACUAAGCAGGGCAUCAAUGGGUCUACAGAGUUCAAUGGCUGUCUCUCCAAAUUGUCACUCGACAGGUAUGAAUUCCGUGCCUAUGUUCCGAUCGACAAGCACGUCAAGCCCCGACCCAUGGUUACUGAAUUCUACCCUGGCCAUGAUGUUCCGAUGCGCUCGACCGUCAAGCCGAAUUCAGAUGAAAGUAUCAAGGUCGCAUUCUACUACUCCGAGGAGAUGGAUUGUGACUCUAUCACCAAUAGCCUGAGUUUCAACUCGUCCACCGAGUUUGGCAAAAAUCCCACGAUCCAGUCCGGUACUGUCAACUGCACGAAUAUUCCCGCCACUGAGACAUCGUAUACCGGUCAGAUCCCGAGUGUUUGGAUGUGGUCUGCCAAUCUCACCGGAGUGUACAAUGGUGUCCACCGUUUGACUGUGAACAAUGCAACCAACGCCGACAAGACUGCCUCGACAAACUCCGUCGACCACUUCCUUCUCCGCAUUGGUCAGAUUGAUAACCCGAUGGUUUUCAGCACUGCCAACUAUUCCAGCAGUUUGUUCCACAAGGACGACAAUGGCACUUUCUUUGUCCAGCACCACGCCGCAGGCGCCGACAAGUGGCGCUACUCUACCAACUGGGGAACAACCUUCUCCAGUUGGAAAACCUACACGGGUGGUAAUGACACCGUUGACGAGCUUGACUGGUCGGGGACCAAGAAGCAGAGAUGGAACGGUGACCACAUCCGUGUCGAGUACUGGAGCCGUUGGACUGGCAGCAGUGACUACGUGCAGCAAGGCGAUGUCGACACUGCCCAGACCCCCCGUCGUUUCCCUCAUCUCUUCUUUAACGGCCCUUACAACCAGUAUGGAUACGAUGCCGGUCUUAAGAAUGAGGUCGAGCUCAACAAGGAUACCGGAUACUGGAACUACCAUUUCGCUUCUGAAUGGCCCGCAGUCGGACAGCUCAAUGUCUGGGGUAUCAACCCUGAUGGCAAGCCUGAUCAGAGUAUGGUGCUUGGUGAUGCCGACGGUGACAGCAUUCUGGACCGCAUGCCGCCGUCUUCUCUUUCCGCUACUCUGAUCAACAUUACCAAGGCUCCCAUUGAUGGUCAUCUGGCAUGGAAGUUCUACAUCAACGAUGCCACUCUCAAGUACAACCUUAUCCCGGUUGGUGAUCAGAGAAUACAGAUCGCCAUGUUCGUCCUUUUCUGGAUCAUCCCUGUUCUUACCGGCUGUGGAUGCGUCUAUAUCUUCAUGAAGUCGUUCUACAAGGUCAAGUUCAACCAGGUCGGUGUCAGCGAAAAGCACAGCCUGGUUCCUCUCGCCUUUUGGAAAAAGCUCAAGCCCUCUCGCAACCGAGAUCAAUCCUCGAACCCUCUCAUGCGCUUAGCGAACAAGUCUGGCUUCAUGCAGAGCACGACAGCCCUUGGCAGCCUUGCCGCCUCCGGAAAACGCCGCAUGGUCCUGAUCGCGACUAUGGAGUACGAUAUUGAGGACUGGGCCAUCAAGAUUAAGAUCGGAGGUCUCGGUGUCAUGGCUCAACUCAUGGGUAAGACCCUCGGUCACCAAGACUUGAUCUGGGUUGUUCCUUGCGUAGGCGGUAUCGACUACCCCGUGGACCAGGUUGCGGAGCCCAUGGAAGUUACUAUCCUCGGCAGCGCAUACCAAGUCCAGGUCCAAUACCACGUCUUGAACAACAUUACCUAUGUCCUUCUUGAUGCUCCGGUGUUCCGCCAACAGUCGAAGACCGAGCCCUACCCUGCUCGUAUGGAUGAUCUGGACAGUGCCGUUUACUACUCAGCUUGGAACCAAUGUAUUGCGGAGGCCAUCAAACGUUUCCCCAUUGACGCCUACCACAUUAACGAUUACCACGGAUCCCUGGCUCCUCUCUACCUCCUGCCAAACACCAUUCCCGCCUGUCUCUCUCUGCACAAUGCCGAGUUCCAGGGUCUCUGGCCCAUGCGAACCCUCAAGGAAAAGCAAGAGGUCUGCUCAGUUUUCAACCUCGACGAGGAUGUCGCUCGUCGGUACGUCCAAUUUGGUGAGGUAUUCAACUUGCUCCACGCCGGAGCCAGUUACCUCCGUGUUCACCAACAAGGUUUCGGUGCCGUCGGUGUGUCCAAGAAGUACGGAAAGCGUUCUUACGCCCGUUAUCCUAUCUUCUGGGGUCUGCGCAAGGUGGGCAACCUGCCCAACCCCGAUCCCUCUGAUGUCGGCGAAUGGACCAAGGAGCCUACUAAGGACGAAGAUAUUACCGUGGACCCUACUUACGAGGCCAGCCGUGCUGAUCUCAAACGGCAAGCCCAGGAAUGGGCUGGACUCGACCUGAACCCGGAUGCCGAUCUGCUUGUGUUUGUUGGUCGUUGGUCUAUGCAAAAGGGUGUCGAUCUUAUCGCCGAUGCCAUGCCUGCGGUUCUCGAAGCCCGUCCUAACGUGCAAUUGGUCUGCAUUGGUCCCGUUAUUGAUCUCUACGGAAAGUUCGCCGCUCUCAAGCUUGACCACAUGAUGAAGGUUUAUCCCGGCCGUGUGUUCUCCAAGCCUGAGUUCACUGCUCUCCCGCCAUUCAUCUUCUCUGGUGCUGAGUUCGCCCUUAUCCCCUCCCGUGACGAGCCCUUCGGUCUGGUUGCCGUCGAGUUCGGUCGUAAGGGAGCUCUGGGUAUUGGUGCUCGUGUCGGUGGUCUCGGUCAAAUGCCUGGUUGGUGGUACAAUGUCGAGUCUAUCUCCACAUCCCAUCUGCUCGUUCAAUUCAAGCUCGCAAUUGAGGCUGCGCUGAACUCGAAGACUUCCACUCGUGCGAUGAUGCGUGCUCGAUCUGCUAAGCAGCGUUUCCCUGUUGCUCAAUGGGUCGAGGAUCUUGAAAUCCUCCAGUCUACUGCCAUUCAGCACUAUCCACGGUUCUAUGACCCCCCUCCUCACGCAAUUAGCAACCCCAUGAAUGGCCUGCCUUCCCCCGGUCUUCCUCCUGGCUUCACCCAUUCUCGUGACAGCAGCUACUCUUUCAACCAGAUGAACGAUCUUGGCUCUCAGAACAAGGCCAUCUACAGUCCUGAGCCUAACGCUGACGACACCGAGAAGCCGAAGUCUGGAUUGAGCAGGUCUCUUUCCCUGGGUGUCCGCUCGGGUCCUGGUCACGCAGCUCGCCGCAGAGCCGCUGCCGCCGGAGAGGCUAUUCCGGAAAGCGAUGCUGAUGCCGAGGACAGCAGCGACGAGGACAUUUCUCACGCUGUCUAUGGUGAUGAUGAGGAGUACACUCUUACUCCGGCUCAGGUUGAAGCCGAGCGCCGUGCCCAGGCCUCCCAGAGGGAGCGUGGUGGUGGUCUUGCUUCGCCUACCAGACGUCUCAGCCAGGAAUCCAUGCACCCUCGAUUCGCCCUGCCUCCUAGCAGCCCUGGAACUCCACCCACCGCCGAGAACCUUCUUUUGCCUCCUACUCCUUUCGGCGACUCCCACCGUUACAGCAAUGCCUCCGUUCUUUCUCUCGACUCCGUUGUCGGGAAGAAGACUGAUUUCAAGCUGCAGAAGGUUGAUCCUUUCUUCACUGAUAGUACUGGCGAGUACUACAGGACUUUUGAUAAGAGACUGGCCAACCUCAACGGAUCCAACUCUGAGUCUCAGCUUUGUAUUGAAGAGUUCUUGAUCAAGAGUGAGCAGCAGUGGUUCGACAGAUUCCGCAACGCCAGACUGGGUCGCCACAACAAGUCUCCUACCCCCUCGAUCAUGCAAUCUCGAAAUGCCUCUCCUGUCUCAUUCUACGAUAAUGACCUAGCAUCGCACCACAACGGUAGUGAGGAUAACAUCACCGAUGACGAGUUCCUUCUCGGAAAGGACUACGUUCCUCCUACCGGUCUCAAGAAAUGGAUGCAGAUCAAGCUAGGUGACUGGCCCGUCUACUCCAUUUUCCUUGCUCUUGGUCAAAUUAUCGCUGCAAACUCCUACCAGAUCAACCUGCUCACUGGCGAAGUCGGUGAAACUGCAGAGAAACUGUACGGCAUUGCUACCACGUAUGCCAUCACGUCUAUGUGCUGGUGGCUCGUCUACCGCUACUUCAAGUCCGUUGUUUGUCUCUCCAGUCCAUGGUUCCUCUACGCUAUCGCUUUCCUCCUCAUUGGCUCUGCCCACUGGGUGUCCGACGAGUUCAGCCGUGGAUGGGUCCAAAAUGUCGGUAGUGGCUUCUACGCCGCGGCCUCGUCCAGUGGAUCUAUCUUCUUCGCCUCGAACUUCGGUGACGAAGGUGGUGCGCCUGUUGAAACCUGGAUCUUCCGCGCCUGUGUUAUCCAGGGUCUCCAGCAAGUCUACGUGAUUGGUCUUUGGUACUGGGGUUCGACUCUCACCAAGGCCUCUCAGGAGGGUAUCCUGUCUGAUAACACACUCGCCAACAGCUGGAAGAUGACUGCCAUUUGUUAUCCAAUUGCGGGUUUCCUCUGCAUCAUCGGUCUGCUCCUCGCUUUAGGUCUCCCUAACUACUACCGCCAAAAGCCCGGCAAGGUUCCCUCAUUCUACAAAUCUUUAUUCCGCCGGAAGAUUGUCACCUGGAACUUCGUCGCCGUCAUCCUGCAGAACUUCUUCCUCAGCGCUCCCUACGGUCGCAACUGGAGCUUCCUCUGGAACUCCUCCCACACCCACGCCUGGCAAAUCGUCAUCCUCUGCAUCAUCUUCUUCGGCGUCGUCUGGUGCAUCUUCCUCUUCAUCGUCAGCAGGUUCUCCAAGCAACACAGUUGGUUCCUCCCCGUCUUUGCCUGCGGUCUCGGCGCACCACGAUUCAUCCAAAUCUGGUGGGGUAUCUCCGGCAUUGGCUACUACCUUCCCUGGGUAGCAGGCGGCUACACAGCCGGCGCCCUCGUGUCCCGGAGUAUCUGGCUCUGGCUCGGAGUUCUGGACUCCAUCCAAGGUCUUGGCUUCGGUAUCAUCCUACUGCAAACCCUGACCCGAGUGCACAUGUGUUUCGCCCUCAUUGCCUCGCAGGUUCUUGGUUCCAUUGCGACUAUCUGCGCGAGAGCCUUCGGUCCUAACAAUACUGGACCGGGCCCUAUAUCGCCGGAUGUCACGCAGGGUGCUCAUGCCGUUGCUAAUGCUUGGUUCUGGGUUGCCCUGUUCUGUCAGUUGCUUAUUUGUGCUGGCUUCCUUCUCUUCUUCCGCAAGGAACAACUCGCGAAGCCUUAG
This is a messenger RNA of Penicillium canescens, 7188 nucleotides long. RefSeq lists its product as uncharacterized. The transcript is spliced from 4 exons. NCBI's taxonomy places the organism in Eukaryota, Fungi, Ascomycota, Eurotiomycetes, Eurotiales, Aspergillaceae. Gene Ontology annotation, biological process: fungal-type cell wall (1->3)-alpha-glucan biosynthetic process. Bases 1 to 7188 code for a protein of 2395 amino acids. Gene Ontology annotation, cellular component: fungal-type cell wall. The record is from RefSeq and is a predicted model, not a curated record. Gene Ontology annotation, molecular function: alpha-1,3-glucan synthase activity.